This is a messenger RNA of Neltuma alba, 1738 nucleotides long. RefSeq names its product malate synthase, glyoxysomal. Gene Ontology annotation, cellular component: cytoplasm. The transcript is spliced from 4 exons. NCBI's taxonomy places the organism in Eukaryota, Viridiplantae, Streptophyta, Magnoliopsida, Fabales, Fabaceae. Gene Ontology annotation, molecular function: malate synthase activity. Gene Ontology annotation, biological process: glyoxylate cycle. The record is from RefSeq and is a predicted model, not a curated record. Bases 1 to 1707 code for a protein of 568 amino acids.
AUGGACAUCGGAACCUAUGGGUAUCCCACAGCAACAGAGGAGAAGACAGUGUCGUACUACGACGUGCCAGAAGGAGUGGACGUGAGAGGAAGAUACGACCAGGACUUCGCAAAAAUCCUAACCAAGGAUGCUCUGGUUUUCGUGGCUGAGCUACAACGUGAGUUCAGGAACCAUAUAAAGUACGCAUUAGAGUGCAGAAAAGAAGCAAAGAGGAGGUACAAUGAAGGAGCCCUGCCUGGGUUUGAUCCAACAACCAAGUACAUACGAGACGGAGAGUGGGUUUGUGCAGCUCCUCCACCUGCUGUUGCUGAUAGGAAGGUCGAGAUCACAGGUCCUGUGGAACGAAAGAUGAUCAUCAAUGCUCUCAACUCUGGAGCCAAAGUCUUCAUGGCUGAUUUUGAAGAUGCCCUGUCACCGAGCUGGGAGAAUUUGAUGAGAGGUCAAGUGAACUUGAAGGAUGCAGUGGAGAGGAGAAUAAGCUUCCAUGACAGAGCCAGAAACAGGUCUUACAAGCUCAAUCAGCAGACGGCGAAGCUCUUUGUACGCCCAAGAGGUUGGCAUUUACCUGAGGCUCAUAUUCUGAUCGAUGGCGAACCUGCAACUGGUUGCCUAGUGGAUUUUGGGCUCUACUUCUACCACAACCAUGCCACGUUCCGGCGAACACAAGGCGCCGGCUUUGGGCCCUUCUUCUAUCUUCCUAAAAUGGAACAUUCAAGGGAAGCCAAGAUAUGGAACAGUGUGUUUGAGAGGGCAGAGGAGAAAGCGGGGAUUGAAAGAGGAAGCAUAAGGGCCACAGUACUGAUAGAAACACUUCCAGCAGUGUUUCAAAUGAAUGAGAUUCUGUAUGAGCUGAGGGACCACUCUGUGGGUCUCAAUUGUGGAAGAUGGGAUUACAUAUUUAGUUAUGUGAAGACAUUUCAGGCUCACCCAGAUCGCCUCCUUCCCGAUAGGGUUCAGGUUGGCAUGGCCCAACACUUCAUGAAGAGCUACUCUGAUCUUCUCAUCAUGACCUGCCAUAAACGUGGUGUGCAUGCCAUGGGAGGCAUGGCAGCGCAAAUUCCAAUUAGAGAUGACCCGGUGGCGAGUGAGGCAGCACUAGAACUGGUGAGGAAGGACAAGCUAAGAGAAGUGAAGGCAGGGCAUGAUGGGACCUGGGCAGCACACCCUGGUCUCAUCCAAGCAUGCAUGGAAGUCUUCAACAACCACAUGGGAAACGAUCCUAAUCAGAUUCACACAAAGAAACGUCAUGAUGCUGCAAACAUAACAGCGGAAGAUCUCUUGCAAAGACCUGUAGGAGUUCGUACAAUGGUAGGCCUUCGUCUGAACACAAGGGUGGGAAUUCAGUAUGUGGCUGCAUGGCUCACUGGGAGUGGUUCAGUUCCUCUUUACAACCUCAUGGAAGAUGCAGCCACUGCUGAGAUUAGCAGGGUUCAGAAUUGGCAAUGGCUUAAGUACGAAGUGGAAUUGAAUGGAGAUGGACUUGGGGUUAGAGUGAACAAAGAGCUUUUUGGGAGAGUGGUUGAAGAAGAGAUGGCUAGGAUUGAGAAGGAGGUGGGCGAGGACAAGUUCAACAAGGGACUGUACAAGGAAGCUUGCAAGAUCUUUACUAAACAAUGCACAGCCUCAACACUGGAUGAUUUUCUGACUUUGGGUGCUUAUAACCAUAUAGUUGUGCAUCAUCCAAGGGGAUCGCCGUCAAGGCUCUGAGUUCAGUCGUUUUACAAUCACCUUGCGUGUU